CGCCGCCGCGGGGGCCCCGCCCGAGGAGGACGCGGCGGCGGCGGCGGCGCGGCCGCGGGGGGCCGCGGGCCAUGGAGGAGCGCAAGGAGGAGGGCGAGGCGGAGAUCCAGGAGCACGGGCCCGAGCACUGGUUCUCCAAGUGGGAGCGCCAGUGCCUGGCCGAGGCCGAGCAGGACGAGCAGCUGCCCCCCGAGCUGCAGGAGGAGGCGGCGGCGGCCGCGCAGCCCGAGCACAAGCAGCAGAAGCUGUGGCACCUCUUCCAGAACUCGGCCACGGCCGUGGCGCAGCUCUACAAAGACCGAGUGUGCCAGCAGCCAGGACUGUCGCUCUGGGUCCCUUUCCAAAACGCAGCCACCGCCGUCACCAACCUCUACAAAGAAAGCGUGGAUACGCAUCAGCGGAGUUUUGAUAUUGGAAUUCAGAUUGGCUAUCAGCGACGCAAUAAGGAUGUGUUGGCUUGGGUUAAAAAGCGCAGAAGAACUAUUCGCAGAGAAGAUUUGAUCAGCUUCCUGUGUGGAAAAGUUCCUCCACCACGAAACUCUAGAGCUCCCCCAAGACUGACUGUAGUGUCCCCUAACAGAGCUACUUCAACGGAAACUAGCUCAUCUGUAGAGACUGAUUUGCAACCCUUCCGGGAAGCCAUAGCUCUGCAUGGUCUUAGUGGUGCAAUGGCUAGUAUAAGCGUGCGUUCGAGCACCCCGGGCUCUCCUACCCAUGUAAGCAGUGGAUCGAAUGCUAGUCGAAGGAGAAAUGGACUCCAUGAUGUCGAUUUGAACACUUUCAUAUCAGAAGAAAUGGCACUCCACUUGGACAAUGGUGGAACUAGAAAGCGUACCUCAGCCCAGUGUGGGGAUGUCGUUACAGACUCACCAACCCAUAAACGCAACAGAAUGAUCUAAACUGCAGACAUUCGCACCCCCACCAUGCUGCUUGAAAGCCACUUGAUCCUCAACAUAUACUAUUAUUGCAAAGGAAACACGAGGCCAUCUUCCCCGUUCACUGUUUGAGACACGCGAAUUCUCUAGUGGCGGCCACCCGAGGAGGUCCUAGGUAUUGGCAGUGGAUGCCUCUUAUAGACGCUGGCUUUCUUAAACUCUAACCCUAGCAGAGGACAUCAGAUCUCGUGUAGUGUCGUUAGCAAGAUCAUCAUAGGCAAACAUAUAUCCGUUCCAAGGCUAAAAAGUGACCUUAACUGUAUUUAUUCUCAAAGGGAAAGGAAAUAUCAGAUGUUUAUUUGGUUAUAGAAACGCGCUUUUUUUUUUCCCCCCUCUCCCCUUUUUUUCCUUUUUUUUUUUUUUUUUUUGGUCCAUUUCCUGCUGUGUUGAGUAUUUUGCUUCAACAGUAUUGCCAGGUAUCUAAACAUUGUCUCAGACCCACGAUUCGGCUUCCCCAUCAACUCUGCAGGCUCCAUCUGGCGCAGCGCUGCCGCGCACGCCCGGGUCCCGGUCACUCCGCUGUCCCUGUGUCUAGGUUCCCAGGCGGUUCCUCCUGCUGGCGAUUGUGAUGUCAAGAGGUGCUAUGAUGGUCAUGCAACUCACGCUGUGGAGUCAGUACACGGAACUCUGUCGGAUUCACUGUGUGUGUGUCAGUGCUCUAAAAAGUUAGCAGAUACUCUGAAGCGGCCCCGGGAAUCCCUGUAGGCCCGAGAGACUCACGUCUUCGACCCAUGCUGCUCCGCUGCAGGGAGGUCACCUGGUGGUAGAUGCAGGCGCGUAUGCGGACUUCCCUUUGGGCCCAGGGGCAGCGAGGAGGGAGAGGGGGCUGGUGGGAGGGUGGUGGGCACUGGAGCCUUUCAGAUCCUGUUUCCCCAGUACCCCCAGGGGCCCCGCUUCAUGCAGUUUCCUCCGGAACGGGAGGGAGAAGAGGGUCUUUUGAUCUCCUGCCGGGGUGAUGCAUCCAUCGCAAAACCCACUUCCCCGCCCCUCCCCCGAAGCGCACUCUGGGAAAGACGGAGCCGCAUGGAGGUUCUCUAGAUUUUAGGUAGACCUAAAUAAAAGUUCUCAAUAGAGUCUUCUUUUGAGUAAAUAUAAGACCUCUUGUAGUAGCUACAAUGUUUUAGAGCAUGUUUCACCUUCAUUUUUACUAUCUCAAACUCAAUGAUAGUCUUUUUUAGAUAAACUGAUGUCAGCCUGCCAGGUACUGUAAUUUAUCAUAUUCUAUAUCCAGUAGGACAGUGAAAAAUGUUUCCUUGCAAACUUGUAGUCCAGUAUCAGUUAUUUCCUGUUUUUUAAAAGGCCAUUGCAAAUCAGUGUAAGGGUUUUUUCCAGUAAUUACAGCACUUUGUUAAGUUUGCGAUUUCUUCCGCCAUUCAUUUAAUAAUACCUUUCUGUGAAGAAACUUGGCUGAGUUCAUCUUAACACUCACGGACAGGGUGGGGGUGUGAACGGAAUGUUAGAAACGUGUGAACUGAAGUUCUGUAUCCAUUAUAGAUAGAGCCCUUAUUUAAAAAGCCAGUUCCAUACUAAAUCUAGCAAUGAAAGAUAUUUCUAAAUUUUUGCAAGAGCGGAUCAGUUUCUUGGUUUGAAUAUAAUAGCAGGAAAAAUUAUAGCCGUCCGAAACAGACAGCCUGUGUAUUAUGAAUACUUUGCAGCUUCCUUCUGGAAUAUCCCGGGAAACUUCGCCUUUGAGGCUAGGCUUGUUUUCCACGUCACUGUAAAUUUAAAUUUGGAGUCGGGGCUUGGCGGUGGGAAGCGCAGCUCCCAGCUGGCCCAGGAGUCGAGACCGAGGAACGCCUCUUAGCCGCCCCUCUACGCCUUGGUUCUAGUUCCUUUCUCCGAGUUGAGUAACAUUCUUCCUCUUGGUUUCGUUUCGGCUGGUGCUCUGAGCAUAACCUCAGUACCCUUGAACGCGAUUGUCAAAUUUGAUAAAACGUGCCAUUUUCUUUGGUAAGAGCAAAGCAGGUCUUCAUGUCUGCCAGAACGUGAUUUAUAUGCCUUAUUGGCUCCAUUAAACUUUUCAAAAACUUUA
This is a messenger RNA of Sorex araneus (European shrew), 2967 nucleotides long. RefSeq names its product HUWE1 associated protein modifying stress responses (gene HAPSTR1). Lineage: Eukaryota; Metazoa; Chordata; Mammalia; Eulipotyphla; Soricidae. The record is from RefSeq and is a predicted model, not a curated record. The transcript has 4 exons. Bases 72 to 899 code for a protein of 275 amino acids.